GGGGGUUAAGAUGGCGUUGUGCUUGUGUCGAGGUGCGUGGGGAAGUCCUUUUGGGAUUUGGCAGAGUUUGGCAAAAAACAAAUUGCAGCCAGUCACUUGGAUUCGGCAGAAAUUUACAAGGUCACGAAUACCUGAAUCGGUAUUUCAGCCACGACCUGGUGAUCACGAAAAAUAUGGGGGUGAUCCACAGCAACCUCACAAAUUGCACCUUAUCACUAGGAUCAGAAGUGGAAAAGGCCGUCCUUACUGGGAAAAGAAUAUGAUACAAUAUCUUGGAUUGGAAAAGCGAUUUGAGACUGUAGUGCACAAAAACAUUCCUUCUGUGAAUUCAAAACUGAAAGUCAUCAAACACCUAGUAAGAAUUAUGCCGUUAAAACUACCUCAAGGAAUUCCAACUGAAGAGGAGAUGUCUGAUGUCUAUCUUAACAGCAGAGGAGAACUAAUAAUUCGCCGUCGUCUACAACCAGUGGUACACAAAACCAUAGACUCUUCAUAAUGUGCAGUGAAUUUGUAUAAUAAAUAUAAUCUUACCUUGAAA
This is a messenger RNA of Sphaerodactylus townsendi, 538 nucleotides long. RefSeq names its product mitochondrial ribosomal protein L30 (gene MRPL30). The record is from RefSeq and is a predicted model, not a curated record. Gene Ontology annotation, molecular function: structural constituent of ribosome. Lineage: Eukaryota; Metazoa; Chordata; Lepidosauria; Squamata; Sphaerodactylidae. The transcript has 5 exons. The coding region runs from base 11 to 496 and encodes 161 amino acids. Gene Ontology annotation, biological process: translation. Gene Ontology annotation, cellular component: large ribosomal subunit; mitochondrion.